Frankliniella occidentalis (western flower thrips) is the source of this 1963-nucleotide messenger RNA. RefSeq names its product transient receptor potential cation channel subfamily V member 5. The transcript has 8 exons. The record is from RefSeq and is a predicted model, not a curated record. Lineage: Eukaryota; Metazoa; Arthropoda; Insecta; Thysanoptera; Thripidae. Gene Ontology annotation, biological process: calcium ion import across plasma membrane. Gene Ontology annotation, cellular component: membrane. Gene Ontology annotation, molecular function: calcium channel activity; protein binding. The annotation marks the transcript as partial.
CAUCCGGGGGUCGCCCGCGUCGGUGGCGGCUUCGAGAAAAAGCGAGAGAAGCCCUCCGUCCCCGUCGCGCAGCUGUGGCGAGAGGGAGGGCGAGAGAGACGGACAACGUGAGAGCGAGAGAGAGAGAGAGCGGGGCGCGGCGUGGGCCGACGCCACCCUCCGUUGCGGUAGUCGGAGCGGGCUGCCCGCCCACCAGGGGUUGUUUGUCUCGCGAGGCCCAGUUCACGGCGCGCUCGGAGACGACCCGGCCGAGAAUGAGGGCGCCAGGAUUGCACUUGAACACGGCGUUCAGCUGGGCGACACCCGCAGUCGAACCGCCGUCCAGACAGCAUCCCGGGCCUCCACCUACCUGGUGACCGGCUUGGUGAGGCCUGGAGAGGCCCUGCUCCGCUUCCACGAACCUCCUCCCCCGCGGCCAUCGGGGAGCCACAGCAGCUCUGCGUGACGGCCGAGUGACGCAGGGAGGAGGACAAAGGCACCGAGCGUCACGUCCAGGACAAUAGGAGGCAGCCGUCAUGGGAAAUGCGGAGAGCAACGUCACCAGCGGCGUCAAGAACCAGGCGGGGCCCUCCGUGCAGCCGCUCUACAAGCUGGUCGACGUGAAGGGCGGUGGGCUGCUGGUGGACAUGAUGAAGCGCGCAAGCGCGAACAAGCAGUACGCAGAGCUGGACCACGCCAUCAAGACCAAGGUGGAGCCGUUCCUGUACAACAAGGGCCAGGGCAGGCUCAUCCCCGUGUCCAUCCUGGUGCUGCUGAGGAACAAGGACCGCGGCCGACACAAGAUGCUGCCUCCACUCAAGAACAUGAGCGACCCCAGCGAGUACAACAUCAACACUGCCCUGGCCCAGCUCGACGCGCAGGGGGACGACGGCAAAGACCCGGGCGGCUACCGGGACGUGUGCUGGGACCUGGCGGAGCGCGGCGCCGUGGGCGAGACCAUCCUGCACCUGUGCAUCCUGGCCGCGUCCUCGCUCCACAACGACCUGCUCAAGCGCCUGCUGCGCUUCUACCCCAAGCUGGUCAACGACAUCUACAUGAACGACGAGUACUACGGGGAGGGGCUCCUGCACAUCGCCAUCGUCAACGAGGACCCCGCCAUGGUCAAGUUCCUGCUCAACGCGGGCGCAGACGUCAACGAGCGGUGCUUCGGCAACUUCAUGAGCCCCGAGGACCAGAAGGCGUCGCGAAACGACUCGCUGGACCACGAGUGGGUCAACGUGACCCCGCUGACCAACUACGAGGGCUACGUGUACUGGGGCGAGUACCCCAUCAGCUUCGCGGCCUGCCUGGGCCAGGAGGAGUGCUACCGCCUCAUCCUGGCCAGGGGCGCCAACCCCGACAGUCAGGACACCAACGGCAACACGGUGCUGCACAUGCUCGUCAUCUACAAGAACCAGCAGAUGUUUGAUGCUGCGUACGAGCUCGGGUCGUCGCUGGCGGUGCGCAACGUGCUCAACCUGACCCCCCUGACGCUGGCCGCCAAGCUCGCCCGCCGCGACAUGUUCUUCCAUAUUCUCAACAUCGAACGGGAGAUUUACUGGCAGAUCGGGAGUGUGACGUGUGCGGCGUACCCGUUGUCGCAGAUCGACACCAUCGACAUCCAGACGGGCAACAUCAGCAAGGACUCGGCACUCAACUUGGUCGUCUUCGGGGACUCGAACGAACAUUUGGAACUGAUGGAAGGGGUAUUGGUCGACCUCCUUCACGCCAAGUGGAACGCGUUCGUCAAGAACAGGUUCUACCGCCAGUUCUUCCAGUUCGUGCUGUACUUCCUCAUCUCCCUGGUGUGCUUCACGCUGCGCCCCGGGCCUCCGCGCAGCACCGGCCUCCAGAACUCCACGGCCGGCUUCAACGGCACCACCGAGUCCCCGACGGGUCCGUAUACACACCGGCGUCCAAUGGGUUGCCUACCGCACGGGCGCUGGAGACGGGGUGCUUCAUUCCAAAAUACCACUCAUUCAUU